Messenger RNA from Paramormyrops kingsleyae, 2469 nucleotides. RefSeq names its product FA complementation group L (gene fancl). Gene Ontology annotation, cellular component: nucleus; Fanconi anaemia nuclear complex. The record is from RefSeq and is a predicted model, not a curated record. Gene Ontology annotation, biological process: interstrand cross-link repair; protein monoubiquitination. NCBI's taxonomy places the organism in Eukaryota, Metazoa, Chordata, Actinopteri, Osteoglossiformes, Mormyridae. Gene Ontology annotation, molecular function: ubiquitin protein ligase activity.
UGAGAGGAAUAAAGUUUCAUCAUUCAAAGGGGCGCUGAAGACGCAGCGAGUGGGCGGAGCAAAACAUGUUACGCGGUCGCAUGAACUUUUCGCGGGAGUUUACGUACGUCAAUAAAGCGAAAGUAAAGAAGGGAAAAUGAGUGACAGUUCCUCGCUGGUUAGAGAGAGCCCACUGUUGUUACCUCAGAAUAAGGAGAAGACGGUUUAUGACGGCUUCAUCACACUGCAGGGAGCAGAUUUCAGACUGAGAGUGCUACUCCCUCCUAAUCGCCAGCUGAAGCAUGCCAAAUUGCAGUGCUGCUGGCGCCUAAAACAGCUCCUGCGUGAUUAUCAAAAUAUAAUAAAACAGAGAUUGCAGCAUUCCUCUGAUCUUUGCACUUUUAUUUUGGAGCUGAAAACGGUCUUAGAGGUGGCUGUGAAGAAAUCACCAGAGAGUCGGAGCGUGCCCCCGCCCCAGUACUACGCAGGCCUGAUUGCAGAGCUAGACAGCCUGGGAUGGGAUAAAGUGCUGUUCAUCGCCACGGAGCUGAGUAUGCUGAGGCUGGGGGCGAAAGAUUCGUCCAGUCGACAGCACGCCAUCACGGUGCGGUUAGGGCCCAAGUACCCUGCGGAAGCCCCAGAAUGCUCUGCAGACCUACCCGUUCCACUGGUCGUGGGCUGGACACCACAGAGCACCCUGGCCAAUGUUUACAGCCAAUUUGUGGCCUUGCUGGAAUCCCUGGAGGAAUUCUGGGCCAUGAUGGAUGAAAUCGAUGAGAAGACCUGGAUCCUGGAACCAGAGAAGCCGACCCGGGGAGAUACAAUGAGGCGUAUUGUCAUCGGGAACAAUGUGUCCAUAAAGUUGGAGGUAGACCCCCGGUAUCCCAGCAUGCUGCCAGAAUGCUGUCUUCUGGGGGCUGAGCACGUGGUGACCCCCUUGAGGAGUAGACUGAACGCCAACAUGCAUUUGUGGAAUCCGGAAUGCAGCGUCCUGCAGAAUGUGAAGGAGAUGCUAGAGAUAGAAUUCCCGUCACCUGCCACCCACGAAAAAUCUAGCUUUAGCAUGGAGUGUGGCAUCUGUUACUCCCAUCGACUACAGUCGGCCAUCCCGGACCAGGUGUGCAACGACCCUCGCUGUGGCCAGGCCUUCCACCAGGGGUGCCUGUACGAGUGGCUGAGAGGCCUGCCAUCCAGCCGCCAAAGCUUCAGCAUGGUAUUUGGAGAGUGCCCCUACUGCAGUAAGCCUAUUACAGUGAAAAUGGCUGUACCAAAGCCCUGAAAACAGACCUAUUACCAUCAACAUCAAAGGGCAAGCAGAGCAAGGAGGACAAGGAAGAGGAGCGUAAUGAGGGCACUGUAGAGUUUCAGCGCCCAGCUCGGGCCCCGGUCUCCUGCGGGCUGCUGUAGGACCGGCUCCCCAUGCUCCUCCAAAUCUUCAGGUUCUUCUGCCCACCUGAGACUCUGGGCGUCUGCUUCUGGUUGCUGUACCCGUUUACGAGGAGGUCUGGCCAGUGCCACCUUAGGUUUCUGCAUGACAGAAAUGAAUGCUUCUGAUUUGAAUUUCUCACCAAUUCUUUUUCAGUUCUAAGCAGAAGUUCUACUUUGUUCUUUCUUUGAAAAUAUAUAAAGUGCACAGCAACAGUGCAGUGCCGGCUUAUUUAGGGAGACCUGUCUAACACAAUCACCCUACUCCUCCAAGUGGCACAUCAUGUGGCUGUAACUAUAUAAAUCACACAGACGGGGUCAAAAGGUUCCAGUUACUGUUUGACUUAAACCACAGAAUGGGCAGGAUGUGAGAACUAAGUGAUUGUGAACGUGAUGUGAUCAGUGCCUGCCGUGGUGGAUCCAGCGUCUCAGAAACGGCCACCAUGCUGGGAUUUUCACAUAUCGCAGUUGACAGAGAAUGGUGCAAUAAACAAGGAAAGCGUCCAGUCAGCAGCAAUUCAGCGGGUGAGAACGGGUCAGAGGAAGAGGGCCGGGCUCGUUAAAGUAAACACUAAGGCCACAAGUGCAGAAAUAACCGUUAAGCAGAACAGUGGUCUACAGAAAGGCUUCUGUGAACUUGUCAGACCUUGAAGUGGAUGGACCACAGAGCACAUGUCUGUGCUGGGUUCCACUCCUGUCAAUGAAGAGCAAGAAGACUACACUAGUCGGCAUGUGAUCACCAAACUGGACGGAAAAAAAUGGCACCUGCUCUGACAUGCUGAUAGGGUUAUUCCUACAAGAAACCUUCCUGUCCACCACAUCCCUUUUGGGUUUGAGAUCUGAGGACUCUGCAGGCCCCUGGAGUAAACUGAUCCUGACUACAUUUCUGGAAGCACCUUGAGAGCAACAGAAACUCAGAUUCGUCAGAACUGGUGUAAUUUUUCCAUCUGCUUCAGGGUCUGACAAGUUGUGAGCAUGUGACAGAUGCCCACUGCUGUUGAAGAGAGUUGCUGUUUUUGACCUGUCUAAUGUGUAGUUGAACAGUAAAUGAACCCCUUGACAUUA